CCAGCACCGUAUGGCUGAUUCAGGCCGGCAGGGACGAUCUUAGAAAAAACAAGUUUGUGCGGGGCCAGGCAGGGCCCCUUCUGGGGCUGGUUCCGCUGCACCACCCGGGCAAGCCACCUUAAAUCGGGGCUGGCCGGGAAGCUGCGGCUGUUUCUCGGCUCUGGUACGUUGUGGAAGCAGAGUCUCAUCAAGUCCUGACGGCUAGGCAACGGGCGGGGGCCAGCGCCCGCCGCAGCCGCGGGGAGCGGGAGCGGGAGCCGGAGCCGGAGCCAGAGCAGCCGCGGGGAGCGGGAGCCGGAGCCGGAGCCGGAGCCAGAGCAGCCGCGGGGAGCGGGAGCGGGAGCGGGAGCCGGAGCAGCCGCGGGGAGCGGGAGCGGGAGCGGGAGCCGGAGCAGCCGCGGGGAGCCGGGCGGCCUGGUUCGCGAGCUGCCUCUCCCGGGGACCCAGAGGGCGCGCGGCUGCCCCCCGGGCUCCUUUCUGCUCCCCGCCGCGGAGGGGGCGUCGCAGCCGGGUGGCAUGUGAUUGACGAAGGCGGCUGGUUCGCAGGGGUCACCGCGCCGGGGAUUUGGAUACCGCCGGGGCAGCACCAAGCGGCCGCCGCAGGCGCCCGCGAUGGAGCCUGUCGCCAGCCGUUCCCGCGGCCCUGCCUGCUGGCUGCCCUGCCUGCUGCUCCUCGCCCUGCUCGGCUGGCCGGGGGCUGGGGCCCAGAAGUUCCAGCUGCUGCAGCCCCAGGGCGCUGUGUCAGUGUCAGCGGGAGAGACCCUCACACUGACCUGCUUUGUGACUGGCCCUGCUCCAGUAGGACCCGUGAAGUGGUUCAAGGGCUUGGGCAAGGACCGGCAGCUAGUUUAUGCAGAUUUGGGAUCAUUCCCCCGGGUGACGCGGGCUGUGAGUGGCUCUAACACAGACUUCACCAUCCACAUCAAUGGCACCCGCCCCAAGGACGCCGGGACCUAUCGCUGUGUGAAGGUUAAGAAGGCGUCGGGACCCGAUGAGGAGAUCGAAUCCGGUGCUGGCACGAACGUGACUGUGAGAGCCAGCCCCUCGGCCCCGUCCGUGUCCGGCCCCCCCAGCAGGGCAGAGCCGGAUCCCUCAGUGACUUUCACCUGCACGUCAGGAGGAUUCUCCCCCAGAGAUAUCACUGUGACCUGGCUCAAAAAUGGGGCCAAACUCCCAGCCCCCGAGCCCCGCAUUCUCCCUGAACACGAGAGCGUCUCCUACAACAUGUCCAGCACCGUGGGGGUGAGCCUGACCCCAGGAGAUGCCCACUCCCAGCUUACCUGUCAGAUAAAGCACAGCACCUUACUGGCUCCCCUGCAUGGGACUUACAACCUCAGCGAUGCCCUGCGAGUUCCACCCAGGCUGCGAGUGGGCACUGACCCAGCAGCGCCCGUCACACUGAACGAGUCCGUGACGUUCACCUGCCACGUGGAGGGGUUUUACCCGAAGGAUGCGAAUCUCACCUGGCUGGAGAACGGAAAUGAGACGCAUCUUGGAAAAUCCUCCCCCCUGGCCGAGAAUCCAGAUGGGACGUACACGCUCCAGAGCUCCCUGGAGGUCAAAGCAACUGAACAGAGGAAUCGGUCCAUGUUCACCUGUCGAGUUGUGCAUGAUUCCCAGCCUCCUGUCAGUGCCAGCGAGAUGCUGAGAAUCUCCCAGCCACCUCCUGAGCCAGGCAAAGAUGAUACUUUAUCUGAUGCAGGGGGUAACUUAUCUGAAGAAAAAAAGAUCUACAUAGCAGUAGCAGUGGUUUGUGCAGUGCUGGUUGUAUUGGUAAUUGCGGUCAUCUACCUCAUCAGAGUACGACAGCGCAAAGGAAAAAGCUCCCCUUCUGUAAGGCUACAGGAGCCCAAGAAGAGCCCCAGCACAGCUCUCCAGGAUUCUGAUCCCAAAAACCUGACCUAUGCAGAUCUGAACUUUGACAAGCAGAAGAAGAAGAGCAUGCACCGGUUCGUGGAGAUGAGCCCGCAGUCGGAGUACGCCUGCAUCCAGACUGGCCAGCCGGCAGUCGCUGAAGACACUCUCACCUACGCUGACCUGGACAUGGUCCACCUCAGCAAAGCACCCAAGAGACCUGCCCCCCGGCCCGAGGAAGCCAUCUCGGAGUACGCCAGCGUCCAAAUCCAAAAGAAAUGAUCAGGGCUAAAAGCAGUCCAGGGCUCACUGGGGUUUUGGUGAAGUCUGGCAGGCCCCUACCUGGACAUGGAGCCCUGGUCCUCCAACACUGGAUCUCAAUGGAGGCACCAGGAUCCCAGUGGAAGUGGGUGCCAAGCUACGGUAGCUGCAUUCCUGGGUCCUGGAAUGCUUCACACAGCGUACGGAAGCCUCCCCAUGCUACUAUGUCCUCACUUGAGUUAAUACCAACUUGCACAACAGACCUGGAGAGGCCAGACUGAACUAAGAUCCUCACACAGUACAGCUUUAUUUCUGGACCAGUAUCUCUGCUAUUCCUUUCCCCCCCCCCCCGGUGAUUUGUCACAAGACUGGAGAGGUCCUUCGCUUGGUGCACUGAGUUUCCUUUCGCAUGUGUUAGGCAGACAGACUGUUUUCAGUGCUUUGCUGAUGCAGUGGCCUACUCCAUCUUGUAACCUCUCCAGACAAGGGCUGUGUCAGUCUAGUGAACACCUGAGUUUCUCUACAACCAAUUUAGUACAUUGUGUGCAUGGAAGAACCAGCCAAGCUGAUGCAGAUCAGCCACCUGAAGGAGAGGAGACUGUUUUGGGAGAUAACGUAGUAGCAGAGAGCUGUCUGGCAGCAGGCUCUGGACUGCUGUUCUCAAGGCAACAUAGGCUAGCUAGCUUGCCUGUUGGAGUCCCUCUGUGAAGAGCAGACACUGUUUGUUUGAUCCAGAGUGACUACUCCCUCUUCCUCUCAGACUUCCUCCCUCCUCCUGCUCCAGAACCCGUGUCCGAACAAGACUGCUCAUUUUUAGGCUCAGAUUUCCCUCCAAACUAAGUGUGUCGUAAGUAAUUCCUUAAGUUUCCACCUGAGGUUCCCCCUUCCCAAUCAUCCCAUCCUUGGGGCAGCAUGUUAAGAUCAGUGACCCACUCGUGCCCUUGAGGGUUGAGCGCCAGGCUCUGCAAUCAGAUCAAAGUGAGGAUGUUUCUCAGCCCCAGAGCACCUCGGGAUGGGGAACGCAGCCUGCGGAGCUCCCUGGGCAGAGCGGAGAUUCUUGAUCUGACCCAGGAGCCAUGCACAAGCUACAUUAGUCAUGAGCUACUAGGUACCACCGCUCCCAGGCCUGUAUUCUCCUGGUACAGAGCGUCCUCAUUGCCAACCACAGAGCUUAUCCUCAUGAGAUUGGAACUAACAGGCUUCCUACAGAAGCUUGUGCUAGCCGGGGUGGGGGAAGAGGCUAGCCAACCUCUACUGCCAGAGCAUAAGCUAAUUCCCGGGCUAUGCUGCCUUUCAGCACUUCCUGCUGGCCAGUUCAUCCAGCACGCCCGGCCUCGGUGCCUGGAAGGAAGAAGAAAGCCUUCAUGUAUAGGUGGAGGGCAUCCCCCGGAGAACAUCGUCACCAUGACUGUUUGACAUGUAACUGUUCAUCUUUAGAGUUAAAAGCCAAUGCUUGUGUGUCGUCCAUGGGUGGAGUGCUGUGUGUUCAUUACUAGGAUGAGACGUGCAAAACUAAGUGUCAGAGUCAGCGUGAUAAUCCCAACCCUGUCAAGUGAAGUUCUGGUAAGGAAGUAACCCUCCAUCAGCGCUGGGGGGAGGGAUGCGGAUUUCUGACUUCUUGGCCUUCCCCACUGCCAGGCAGACUUACUGGCCUAGCGAAGAAAAGUGACAAACAAAGCUGAAAUGCAACCGCAAGUGACAUUUCAAAAGCAGCCGUCUUCCUGCUUUUCUACAUGGGAGGUUGCAGAUAAUGCACCAUUUCAAUUUUCACCUUAUCCCUAGGAUUCAGGUUUCAGAAUUUCCAGGGCCAGGAAGAGCUGGGCUAGGCAGCUGGUGCUCCAGGCAGUGGAUUAUACCUGUUUACACCUGGCCUGAAUGUGGCCCCCUUGCCCAGUUAUUGUGAUGGCCGAAAGCCCUUUCACUGCCCUCCUUUCCUCAGCAGUAUUAAAGAGAAAAGGUGGGACUUGUGGUACCAUUCCUUUGAAGGAGGGCAGAAGAGGGAGAAAUAAUCUAGCACUAAGACAUGUUGGAAACUAGAUUGUAUUCUAGCUGUUUGAUCCUGCAGGAAGCAGGGGGGGAGGAAGGGGAAGCCAGGAGAUCUAGAUAGGAUGUUUCAAAACCAACUAAAUGACCGCUUGUACAGAUUGCUACAUUUUUUUUUUGCGCUUGCAGGAUAUUUUUGUAAUAAAAAGUUCAAAGUUC
Molecule: messenger RNA, 4317 nt
Organism: Dermochelys coriacea (leatherback sea turtle)
Lineage: Eukaryota; Metazoa; Chordata; Testudines; Dermochelyidae
Product: tyrosine-protein phosphatase non-receptor type substrate 1-like
Exons: 9
Coding region: 613-2136 (507 amino acids)
Cellular component (GO): plasma membrane
Source: RefSeq, a predicted model, not a curated record